CUGGACCUUGAUCACCUCCCACACAAGUAUAUUAACCUUUCUGCUUUGUCUUUGCCUCUCUUUGCUUUAACUUGCUUUACUCUAGUCUCUUCUCUCCUCUUCUCAUCUGCUUUCCUUUCUCUGCAAAACAAGAGUGAUGUUAAAUUGAAUUGUUUUGUGCUAGUAAUCAGUCUAGUAGUUAGGAAACAACAAUGAAGGCUGCCAAAGGCAAAGGAACUGUGAAGAAGGACAAGAAAGAAGUAUUGAAGCCGGUUGAUGACAGAAAGGUGGGAAAGCGAAAGGCAGUGGCUGAGGUGAACAAGAGUAGCGGAAAAUUGGUCAAGAACUCAAAAUCGGCCAAAAAGGACCCCAACAAACCAAAAAAGCCUGCUAGUGCUUUUUUUGUUUUUCUUGAAGAGUUCAGAAUAACUUACAAGCAGGAGCACCCAAAUGUCAAAGCUGUGUCUGCUGUGGGGAAAGCUGGCGGAGCAAAGUGGAAAUCAAUGUCCGCCGCGGAGAAAGCUCCAUAUGAAGCUAAAGCAGCUAAAAGGAAAACAGAGUAUGAAAAACAAAUGAAUGCCUACAACAAUAAACAGGAGGAUUCGGAUGGUGAUGAUGAUGAAGAACCUGAGAAACCAAAAGCCAGUGUAACCCAUGAAGAUGAGGAGAGUGGGGAGGAAGAUGAUGAAGAUGAGGAUGAUGAAGAUUGAAGUUAGUUGCUGUGUCCCAUCAAUAUCAAGCCCAGAAGUUGGGACUUUGUAUCCUAUUGUCACACCUCUUUUUCACUUAUCAGAUCUUUUCACUGAAGUUAAAUAUGGCAUUAAGAAUGUAAGCCUUGAAGCUUAUAAGUAGCCUUGUUAGGUUACAUCUAUGAUUUUGUAUAUAUAUCCUGUCUAAUGUGUGUUCAUUUGCCAUA
Molecule: messenger RNA, 895 nt
Organism: Argentina anserina (silverweed cinquefoil)
Lineage: Eukaryota; Viridiplantae; Streptophyta; Magnoliopsida; Rosales; Rosaceae
Product: high mobility group B protein 1-like
Exons: 8
Coding region: 192-689 (165 amino acids)
Source: RefSeq, a predicted model, not a curated record